CAGAAUCCUGCCCACUGUGAAAACAACAUGGCGAAUUGAGAAUCUGCGCGCUUUACUGCAUAUCAACUCGCUUCAUUCUGCAUCGAACAGGAAGUUCUCACAUAUUUCGUAGGACUGCUCUGAGAGGAUCCUCUUUCUAAUCGAGCUUCUGACGUGAAGAUGGCCUCUUCUGAAGCAGCUAAAGACACGGCCGAAGCGGCGCCCAUGAGCGCACAGAGCCUGUACUCGGCUCUGGGUCUGAGCCCCGAGGACGUCGAGGCGCUGGCCAAAAUCCCAGAGAACGAGAUCACGGUGGAGACGCUGCCGUAUCUCAUCAUGGAUCUCAAAGCCAAACGAGCCGCCAAGGAGGUACCCAAAGACGACGAGGAGCCUCAGCUGACCGAACCGGACCCGGGACUCUCUGAAAAAAGCCAAGACAAAUCAGACAUCCCUCCAACGUCCAGUUCAACACAGCAGACCCCGAGCCCUAAGCAAGAGCAGGACGUAAAGGAAGACGACAACAGUAAGGCCAAGCAGCCGAGCGCCGGAGAUAAAAAGGAUGAAAGAUCAAGAAAGUCGUCCAAGGAGAGACAGAGUGGAGAGAAAGCGGCUUCAGACGACGAACUCGAUGAUAAACCCACAGUUUUUCCUCACAUCUGCUCCAUCUGCAAGAUCGAAAGCAACGGCAUAAAGGCUUGGCGCAGCCACCUUCAGGGUAUGCGGCACACCAAAGCACGGAAAGAAUACAUGAACAUGUCCAGCUCGCAUUCAGAAGACGACUCUCACUCGUCUCGUCGAGGUUCACGUUCCUCCGCGCCCAGUAAACGCUCCUACAGUUCUGAAAAAGGCUCAGGCGACCCGUCCGUGUCCUCGUCCUCUGAACGCUUUCAUCACUCACAUGUGCUUUCCACAAAGGUGGUUGUGGCCAAAUUUCCGAUGGGCAGCGUGACCGUGGGGGACAUGAUGGCGUUGAGCAAGCAGUUCGGAACCAUCGUGAAGCAUCUCAUCUUUCCCUGCAAGGGUUUUCUGGAGUUCGGCUCUCACGCAGAGGCGAAGGAGAUGGUCACGCACUAUCAGAAUAAACCGGCUUACGUUAAGGGCAAACGCAUCAGCCUGGGCUUGUCCCCCACCAUCGAGGUCAUUCAUCCCCCUGAGGUCUAUGAGCCAGGGUCAAAGCGCCAGAAGACGGCACCGUCGGUGGUGUGUUUUUCCCGCCUGCCUCCGGGAAAGGAAACCGCGGAGACGGUGCUGGAGCGUGCUGCUUUAUUUGGGGAGGUCCGAUACUCCAAAUUCACAGAAGACAAGGCUCUGAUUGAGAUGGUGGAUUGGCGGGAUGCAGAUAUCAUGGUGAAGUACUACCACAGCAACCCUCUGAGGAUUCAGGACAAGAGCAUUAAAGUCUACCUGUCAUCCCAAACGAGCUUACGCGAGAGCAGCGCCGAGCGUCCCUCGUCCAAAAAAUCCGACUCCAGCAAGAGCCGGAGCAGCAAACCGAGGCACGAAUCCUCGUCCUCCAAAAGCAAGGACAAGAGCGGCAGCGAGAAGCGGAAGGAGGGCGAGGAAGGAGCCAAAAACAAGGAGGAGGCGGAGAAGAAGGAGGACCUAGAGAACGAGGAAGGGAUUCAGGUGGAGGACGAGCAGAGCCUGGUGGACCUGGAUGGAGCGCAGGGUGUCGCGCUGGGAAACGAACAGGAGGAGGAGAAGGAGGGAGCGGAGAAGAUGGACGUUAAGGAGGGGAAAGAAAAAGAGGAGAAUAAAGAAGAGAAGAACGCAGAGGAGCAGGAUGACCUGGAGGACAUGGACUUCCCGGAGAACAUGGACGACUUUGUCACUCUGGACGAGCUGGACAACAGUGCUGAAGAAUCAGAUUCCGCCGACACACAGGAGGGGAAGGUGGUUGUGGUCAGACCCAUCAGGAACGAGUUCAGAGUGGGUCACAGGGCCGCGACCAAAGACGCUCUCUUCGGCAUGGCCAAACCCUUUGGCAGACUGGUCAACUUUACCAUCUCUUACUACAGACACGAGGCUCUGCUUGAACUGGAGACGCCGAAGAAGGCCCGCGAGAUGGUGAAAUAUUACAAGGGCAGCAGGUUCAAGCUGUGCGGGAAUUGCGUGUCCGUGUUCCUGUGUGAGACCUACAAAAAAAUCGAGGAUCCCAGUGGAAGAACAUUGUUUAUCAGUAUGCUCCCGUCCUUCAAGUAUUCAAAAGAGUCGCUUCUUAAACGUUUACGCUACUUUGGAAAGAUCACCGGCUACUCCAUCAACAAGAUGUUCCGAACGUGUUACCUCCAGAUGGAUACGGUGGAAGCAGCCGAGAAGCUGUUCCGGACCCACAUCUCCCGGCCUCUCAGAUUCUACGGCAGUGUGCUGAAGAUCACCAAGUGCAGAAAAGGAGACUCUCUGAUUAGCUGGACAUCAGCCAGUGACUUCGAGCGCUGGUAUGAAGCCAAACGUGUCAAAAACGCAGAGAGGAGAGCGAACGGCAAAAUGUUUAAGAGUCCCGUUCACGGCUCUGAGGGCGUGGGUGGAGACCCGGUGGGUGAAGAUUCAGAGGAGGAGGAGAAAGAUCAGAGUCCACUCGGCCCGUACGAGCCCAACACCGCCGUGGGUCUGAAUUACGUCGUCCCCAAGAGCGGCUUCUUCUGUAAGCUGUGUAACGUCUUUUACACGGACGAGAACCGAGCCAAGUCCGAUCACUGCAGCAGCCUGGAGCACUACAACAACCUGAAGAAAAAACGUGAAGAGAAGUCAGUGGUGGAGCAGGCGGGUGAGGAGGAGCGAGCUGGCGAGGAGGAGCGAGCGGGCGAGGAGGUGCAUACAGGUGAGGAGGAGCAGAUGCCGGAGGAAGAAGGAGAGGAGGAGGAGCACGCCGGGGAGGAGGAGCAGAUGGAGGAGGAGGAGGAUGUGGAGGAGCAUCCGGGCGAGGAGCAGACGGACGGAUAAACGCACGAGCCGCUCAGAGCUCUUCAAUUUUACUUCAUAAAAAACAUUCCAGUCUGCAUCUGUUAGUCGAUCUGCCUUGUUUUUGUUGUGAUUUUGUUUGUUUUACGAAGCACAUGAGCGAGAGAGACGGAAUUCCUUCAUGUUCAUGUCGUUCCAGAUUCAGACCAGGUUUAGGUGAUGAUGUGUGAGCAGGAUAGAGGUGCUCGGUCACUGUAGCUUCAUGAGAAAUAAAAUACAUCUGUUUGAUUAAAAACUGCUUCUCUCA
Trichomycterus rosablanca is the source of this 3187-nucleotide messenger RNA. RefSeq lists its product as uncharacterized. Gene Ontology annotation, cellular component: nucleus. NCBI's taxonomy places the organism in Eukaryota, Metazoa, Chordata, Actinopteri, Siluriformes, Trichomycteridae. The record is from RefSeq and is a predicted model, not a curated record. Bases 160 to 2922 code for a protein of 920 amino acids. Gene Ontology annotation, molecular function: RNA binding; zinc ion binding. The transcript is spliced from 20 exons.